GAUGGAAAAUCAGGAAGAAAUACUGCUUCUGCUGGAACGUUUUACAAAAGCCAAGCAAAAGGACAUCCCGCGCGAGCUAGAGGACUACUUAACUUUCGUCGCCCGGACGGGCGAUACGCUGUAUCGCUGGGUGUUGGUGAAGCCGUUGUUCCGAGAAAAAUUGGUUAAUGUCAUUACGGAUUUCCAUGACAACACGCCGAGCAUCGCAGAUCUUCCACCGUGCCCCAACGUCGAUCCGUUCAACUAUGAGCGAAUGAAGCGAGCGCUUCUGGAUCGGCUGGAUUCUUUCAAUUCGGCCCCGUUCACGGUGCAACGUAUCUGUGAACUGCUGACGGAACCGCGCAAACAGUACACGCGCAUCGAUAAGUUUAUGCGCGCCGUGGAGAAGAAUAUUUUGGUCGUUAGCACGCAAGAACCGGGACGGCGGAGAAGCGACAGCGAGAAUGAUUCGCUGGACUCGAUCGUUAACGGUGACAUGGAGGUGAACGUGGACAUCGAGAUGGACAACGAACAGUUUCACCUGGAGGCGGAUGCGCUGCUACCGGAUUCGAGCGAUCCGGUCGCUGUCCUGCAUGACCCGCCGACUGCCGAUUCCCCGGGCCCAGUCGAGCGCCCUGAUAGUGAACUUAACGGCCGUGGUUCGUUUAUGAACGAUAAACACCCGUUCGAGCGGUCGGGCGAUGGACCGGGCGGUGCGAGCACAACGCUGGACCAUUCGCCGAACUCAGGUACCGCUGCCGUCGUCGAUACGAACGAGAAUGCUACCGAUGGCGAUAUCGCGACACCGUUGCUAGAAUCUGCUCGGGCGGGCGCAGGUUCACCGACGACCGAAAAGGAACCGACGGAGCAGUCAGAUGAUGCUGGGGACCAACCGCACGAAUCGAAGCAUGCGGCGAAACCCGUUGUCGCCGUCGAAAGUUCUGAUUUAGCACCAAAUAAACCAACCGAGAAGAGUGGGACAGAGACCGUAGCACCGGCAACGAGCGCAACGACUACGACGACGACGAAGAAUACAUCGCCAGAGGACAAUACGUCGAACGUGGAGGAAAAAAUUGAAACAUCACUGACCCCGCCGACUGAGCCACCAGUCGCAGCAGAAACGGUCGAUAGCAAAAACCAAUCUCAGCAACCUUUGACAGGAAAACUGCACGCGGCCGAAAGCGACAAAGCCGAAGAGCAGCAAGCCGACGAUGGAGAACCGCUGGCUAAGAUGGUAAAGUACGACGUCGGAGCAGGGGACGCGACGGAUUUAGUGAGCAGCAACACUACUUCGUCGGACUCGACUGAUUCGACCGGUGGCAGUGGCGGGGAUACAAGAUCAUCAGAAUCAUCUUCUCCGUCUUCAUCUUCUUCGCCGUCGGUCGAAGAAAGACUCUCCACUGCCGAAGCAGCACCAUCGGCGGCUGAGGUUGAAGAAGUGAAACCACCGGUGGUGAAAGAAUCACACAGUGACCAACAGCCGGCGGUCGAAGAAGUCAUCCCCAAAGCGAUCGAAUCAACCGAGGUAUCCGUCGACGUGGCUGUCCUAGUGCCUGCUGCGAUCGAAGAAGAGCAGCCGGCUGCCGCACUUGAAGACGCACAACAUUCCAAAUCCGACGAAGUGAUCGGUGAAGCGGUAGAAGCAAGCGAGAAACCCGAACCGAGCGUCACUAUGCAGACCCCAGCAGAACAGCCGUUGAUGGAAUCGUCGUCCAUACCAGGCGAAACCGUUGCCGCUUCGUCGUUGGUCGCGAAUGUGGAACAGGAAAUGGAGCUCGCGGUAUCGUCAAAUAUUGCCUCGACCGCCGUUGUGGCACCCGAGAGUGUGAUGGAGGAGGACAUGCCGGGUGCCGUGGAUGAGGAGCUACUGGAAGAAGGCACAAAGGCGGAUGAUAAUGUGAUGGACAUCGAUGAGUCGAGCGUGGAACCGAUGGAUCAGUAAUCAGCGGCUUCGGUUUCCCAAGUCCUCCCCCGACGCUUGUAGUCUCCGUGCCCACCGCGGCCCUUGAUGCUGCUGCUAUUUGUAUUAACGCCUCUCCCCCUUAACUUUAAUGGAACGAUUUUUUCAAGUGACAAAUAUAU
Anopheles bellator is the source of this 2061-nucleotide messenger RNA. RefSeq names its product serine/threonine-protein phosphatase 4 regulatory subunit 2 (gene PPP4R2r). Gene Ontology annotation, molecular function: protein phosphatase regulator activity. Gene Ontology annotation, biological process: protein dephosphorylation. Gene Ontology annotation, cellular component: nucleus; cytoplasm; protein phosphatase 4 complex. The record is from RefSeq and is a predicted model, not a curated record. NCBI's taxonomy places the organism in Eukaryota, Metazoa, Arthropoda, Insecta, Diptera, Culicidae. The coding region runs from base 2 to 1921 and encodes 639 amino acids. The transcript has 3 exons.